This is a messenger RNA of Saitoella complicata NRRL Y-17804, 1448 nucleotides long. RefSeq names its product SUN-domain-containing protein. Gene Ontology annotation, cellular component: fungal-type cell wall; cell surface. The transcript has 3 exons. The record is from RefSeq and is a predicted model, not a curated record. The coding region runs from base 139 to 1362 and encodes 407 amino acids. Gene Ontology annotation, biological process: fungal-type cell wall organization. Lineage: Eukaryota; Fungi; Ascomycota; Saitoellomycetes; Saitoellales; Saitoellaceae.
CAGUUUACUCUGCCGACUUCAAUCAACAGACGCGUCCUUAUCUCGUCGUCUCGAACCAGCAUUUAGACUACCAGAUUACAGCCAUUGAAGAGAGAAAGAGCCGGUCUCCGAUUACUUGCAUAUACACAACAUCUCAAAAUGAAGUUUACUCUUGCUUCCGCCGUUGCCGGUUUGGCUAUCGUUGGGAACGUUGCUGCCGACUGCUCUUCUUCCUUGAGGCAUCAGCACCACAAGAAGAGGCAGGCCGUUACUACCGUUGAGAAUGUCGAGAUGGCAUACACUACCGUUUACGUUGACCGUAACGGAAACCGCGUUGACUACACUGCUACCACCGUGGCUGAGUCCGCUGUCACCACCGUGACUCCCUCGUCUUCUUCUUCUUCCUCCACUGAGGCCCCCGCUGCCGUCACCUCCUCCUCCUCCUCCUCCUCCUCUUCCACCUUUGAGACUCCUGCCGCGCAGCCCACCACCACCUCUUCUUCCUCCUCCUACACCGUCGAGGACGCGCAGGACGCUGCUCCCUCUACCGAGGCCACCAUCUCCGAGACCGCCACCUCGUCUUCUUCCUCCACCACCUCCGCCGCCUCUUCUACUUCCACCUCCGCCGCCUCUUCUACUUCCACCUCCGUCUCUAGCUCCGCUUGGCUCGACCUCUUCGUUGACCCCAGCACCCCCUUCCCCAACGGUUACUACUCUUGCGACGAGUUCCCCGUCAACGAGCAGGGUAUCGUCGAACUCGACUACCUCGGCCUCAGCGGCUGGACUGGUAUCCAGCUCGGCGACGGCACCUCCAACACCUGUGUCGAGGGCGCGUACUGCUCUUACGCCUGCCAGCCCGGUAUGUCAAAGACUCAAUGGCCCUCUGCACAGCCUGCCGACGGUCAGUCCCGUGGUGGAUUGUUGUGUUCGGGCGGUAAGCUCUACCUCACCAACUCCGACUCCCAGUACCUCUGCGAGUGGGGCCACGAAUCUGGAUUCGUCGUCAACACUUUGUCCGAGUCCGUCUCGAUUUGCAGGACUGACUACCCUGGAAGCGAGAACAUGAAUAUCCCCACUACCAUCGCUCCUGGAGAGAAACAGCCCCUUUCCGUCGUCGAUGAGGAUACGUACUACAAGUGGCAGGGCGCUCUGACUUCCGCUCAGUACUACGUCAACAAAGCCGGUCGUUCCGCCGAGGAAGUCUGUCUCUGGGGUGACUACGGCGACGAUUUCGGUAACUGGGCGCCCCUCAACUUCGGUGCUGGAUAUACCGGUAACACGGCGUGGUUGUCCUUGAUUCCUAACCCGAACUAUUCUGGUGGAUCUUCUGGGUGUACUGUUGCUGUUACCUCUGGGUCUGCUUACUUUUAUCUUUAUGAGUAGACUACUGCGCUCCUUCCUUGGUCGAGGGCUUCGAGUUCGUGAAAGUGGGGUGAGGGUGUGAUUUGAAUGUUUCUUUCGUUGGACCU